AUUGCGCAUUGCAUCACUGUCAAAAAAUGGGCAGAUGGCUAUGGCUAAAUGUCAUUGGACAUUAUGGUCAUUCAUUUCAUUUGUUAUGGACGAGGACGUUGGAAAUGGAAUAGCGCAAGAGGGCAAUGAUCAAAUUGAUAAUCUAUUGUUGUGCCCAAGAGACUGCCGAAAUUACAAUGAUACGUUGCAAAUGUUCCGCAAGCUGAAACCGCCCAAUUGCCUUUUUAUAGCCACGAAAAUAUGGCGUCGCGACACGAGAAAAAAAAAUUGCUGUUUAUGGUGCGUUUUGUACCAAGCCAUCAAUCCGGGAACACAAUAUUUAAGAGGCACCCAAGCUAAACAGCUCCGCAUGGAAUUGAAUACAAGAAAACCUGUUGGAGGUGAAAUUGUCGAUUACGAAUUUCAUCAAGAUGCCGCCAGCGGUGAAACAGGCUGGUUAUUUAUUUGGAAAAACCUGGCCUGUACCCAUAGACCAAAUUUUCUUAAAAAAGACAAUACUCAAAAAGGGGAGCUUUUCGAAGAGAGCAUGGUUAAUCACUGCAUAUAUUAAUUUAUUGUAAUUAUUUAUUGUAUUAAUUAGUUUGUUCCAAAUGUGCUCUAUUGAUAUAAUUAAAGAUGCUAAUUUUGCUA
Molecule: messenger RNA, 630 nt
Organism: Tribolium madens (black flour beetle)
Lineage: Eukaryota; Metazoa; Arthropoda; Insecta; Coleoptera; Tenebrionidae
Exons: 2
Coding region: 35-550 (171 amino acids)
Biological process (GO): regulation of DNA-templated transcription
Molecular function (GO): sequence-specific DNA binding
Source: RefSeq, a predicted model, not a curated record